AUGGCUAACGCGAGACUGCCGGGGGCAGCCGCCCCGGGCGCCCAGCCGCCUGCCGCUCUCUGCCGUGCUGUGUCAGGGCAGCUGAACAUGGAUACCAUGCGGCAGAACUUCUGGAAGGAGGAGUACCUCAAACAGAUGAAAUUGCGCUGCGAGUGGUACCGCAAGUAUGGGAAUCUGGUGAAGGCCAAGCAGAAGGCUAAGAGUGCGGCUCGCCUGCCCCUCAAACUGCCCACCCUGCUGCCCAAGGUUGCCGUGCCGGCAGCUGUCUCCAGAGCAGCCCCUUCCAAGGCCCCCAGCCCCGUCCCAGAGGCUUUCCAGUCAGAAAUGUACCCCGUCCCGCCCGACAUCAAAGCCCUGCUGUAUGAAGGCAUCUCACAUGACUUGCAGGGCCGCUACCACUACCUCAAAGCCCGACAGCUGGACCUGCCAGAGAAGCGCUACCUAUUCCCCAUCACCACCAACUUCUCCUAUGGCUGGCAGCUGGGCCCUGCAACAAAGCAACAGUUGGUCUCCUGCAAGAUGUGCCGCAUUGAGUCAUUCUUCCGUAAGAAUGGGGCCUUUGCACUGCUUGACCCCCGAGAUCUGGCCCUCUGA
Molecule: messenger RNA, 594 nt
Organism: Meriones unguiculatus (Mongolian gerbil)
Lineage: Eukaryota; Metazoa; Chordata; Mammalia; Rodentia; Muridae
Gene: Spmip1
Product: sperm microtubule inner protein 1
Exons: 3
Coding region: 1-594 (197 amino acids)
Source: RefSeq, a predicted model, not a curated record